This is a messenger RNA of Vicugna pacos (alpaca), 593 nucleotides long. It is a transcript of the gene DNAJC19, whose product is annotated as DnaJ heat shock protein family (Hsp40) member C19. The record is from RefSeq and is a predicted model, not a curated record. Gene Ontology annotation, cellular component: PAM complex, Tim23 associated import motor. Gene Ontology annotation, molecular function: ATPase activator activity. NCBI's taxonomy places the organism in Eukaryota, Metazoa, Chordata, Mammalia, Artiodactyla, Camelidae. Gene Ontology annotation, biological process: protein import into mitochondrial matrix.
UAUGUCCCGGGGUGCCCGUGUCUGGGCGGUUUGUACCUGUAGCGGAGCCUGCGUCGCUUUGUGGUAGAGGCGCAGAGCUGGUGGCUGCGGCCUCUGGGCUGGGAUGAACCGCUCUCCCGGUGGAGGCAGGGGAGCCGAGCGGGAGCCAUGGCCAGUACAGUGGUAGCAGUUGGACUGACCAUUGCUGCUGCAGGAUUUGCAGGCCGUUAUGCUUUGCAAGCCAUGAAGCAUAUGGAGCCACAAGUAAAACAAGUUUUUCAAAGUCUACCAAAAUCUGCCUUCAGUGGUGGCUAUUACAGAGGUGGGUUUGAACCCAAAAUGACAAAACGAGAAGCAGCAUUAAUACUAGGUGUAAGCCCUACUGCCAAUAAAGGAAAAAUAAGGGAUGCUCAUCGACGAAUUAUGCUUUUAAAUCACCCAGACAAGGGAGGAUCUCCUUAUAUAGCAGCCAAAAUCAAUGAAGCUAAAGAUUUACUAGAAGGUCAAGCUAAAAAAUGAAGUAAAUGUAUGAUGAAUUUUAAGUUCUUAUUCAUUUAUGUAUAUGAAUACCACCUUUUUAUAAUAAAAUGCCUCAAAGCUACAAAUUUUAAAAA